Messenger RNA from Fragaria vesca subsp. vesca, 1743 nucleotides. RefSeq names its product heterogeneous nuclear ribonucleoprotein 27C-like. Bases 58 to 1344 code for a protein of 428 amino acids. The record is from RefSeq and is a predicted model, not a curated record. Lineage: Eukaryota; Viridiplantae; Streptophyta; Magnoliopsida; Rosales; Rosaceae. The transcript has 2 exons. Gene Ontology annotation, molecular function: RNA binding.
UCUCUCUCUCUCUCUCUCUCUCUCUCUCUCUCUCUCUCAGUUUCAGAGAGAGCCGCCAUGGACUCCGACGAGAGCAAGCUCUUCAUAGGCGGACUGGCCUGGGACACCACCGAGGAGAAGCUCACCGACUACUUCAACCAGUACGGUGACGUCAGCCAGGCCGUCAUCAUGCGCGACAAGAUCACCGGCCGCCCCCGCGGCUUCGGCUUCGUCGUCUUCUCUGAUCCCGCCGUCCUCGAUAGGGUCCUCAACGACAAGCACACCAUCGACGGCCGUGUGGUGGAAGCAAAAAAGGCUUUGUCAAGAGAAGAGCAGCAAACAUCCAAUCGAACUGGAAAUUUUAAUGCCACUAGAAGCUCCGGAGGUGGAGGAAAUUUUAAGACUAAGAAAAUAUUUGUUGGAGGAUUGCCUUCCACACUGACAGAAGAUGGAUUUCGUCAAUUCUUUGAAGAGUACGGCAGUGUUACUGAUGUAGUAAUAAUGUAUGACCAGAACACUCAACGGCCUCGAGGAUUUGGUUUCAUAACUUUUGACACUGAAGAUGCAGUUGAUAGAGUACUACAAAAGAACUUCCAUGAGUUGAAUGGUAAACUUGUAGAAGUAAAACGAGCACUUCCCAAAGAUGCAAAUCCUGGCGGUGGAGGUCGUGGUGGGGGCUAUCAAGGUUAUAGUGCCUCGGGAGCCAGUUCAAAUGCAUUUGAUGGCCGAAUGGAUGGCAAUAGAUAUAUGCAGCCUCAGUCUACGGCAGGUGGUUUCCCUCCGUAUUCUGGUUAUGGUGCUGCAGGUUAUGGUUACGGUGGAAAUACUGGUGUUGGUUAUGGAGGUUAUGGAAGUUAUGGUGUUGGUGGUUAUGGAAGUGCCACUUCUGGCUUUGGUGGUCCUGCAGGAUCAUAUGGAAAUCCAAAUUCCCCUGCUGGUUAUGUUAGUGGGGCACCCGGUGCAUUGAAAAAUGCUUGGAGCAGCCAAAGCCCCUCUGGCUAUGGUGCUUCAGGCGGCUAUGCGGCUGCAGCUUCCUGGGCUGCUCCAGGUGGAAGUGCUCCUUCUGCUCCCAGAGGUCAAUCGCCUAGUGCGGUUUCUGGUUAUGGAAAUCAAGGUUAUGGGUAUGGCAAUUAUGGAGGAAGUUACGGUUCUUAUCCUGGUGUGUAUGGGACUUCUGGGGGGCGUGGUGGAAGCACCCCAACUGGUAACAGUGGUGGUGGAGAGCAACAAGGAACACGAGGUGGCUACAUGGGAAGUGCAUAUGGUGACACAAAUGGAAAUGCAGGAUACUCUAAUGCAGCAUGGAGAGCAGACCCUUCACAAGCCAGUGGUGGUUAUGGUAGUUCUCAGUCCAGGCAGACAUAACAGCAGAGCUCCAACAGAGUUAGAAUUUCUUUCACAGGAAUCCUUACACAUGAUCUUUUACCCAGUCUAAACUUAUGCAUGACAAGAGUUGACAAUGAAUAUUUGGGCUUGUUCAAUCAGUUGAUUCUUGAUGGUAGUUGGCAGAAGUAGUUCUGCUAGAAAUCACGACCAUUACAUUCUAGCAGUAUUAUUUUUAGUAAAAUUUCUUUAAUAUUGUAGAAUUUAAUAUUAGCUUGCUUAGACUGUGUGUGUGCUUGCUAAUUUUGGAGCUAUCCUCAUCCUCAUUCUAUUCUCCUUCCCCCUGUUGUUUUCACUAGAUAUUUCUAUUCAAGUUAUCAUUGUGGAUAAUGAUGAUAGAUUAUUGUUGGUGCUGCGUUAAUGUCAUUUAGUUACUGUUCU